ACGGGGAGCGGCAAAGGUUUAGGAUGAAGUCGCCGUUGGACACGUGCACGGUGACCCUAUUUUCUCGCCAACGAUAUCGUGCAGAGGCCUUCCGUUCACCCUUGGAAACCACUUUCUAAAAACAGACAGCAAACGCCAGCGCAGGCACUUGAGCCACCAGCGACGUCCAAGCUUGAAGUCACGGCGAACAUCAUUGUGUAUGUUUCUGUUCGUGCUACAUUCGACACGGAAGCUGUUGACGAGAGAAAUCGAGGAUUGGUGAAGCAGCAAGUACGAGCCUAACACGCACCAUCGCGCAGAUUUGAAUGGGUCAAGCUUGGCACGCAGGAGUCGCCCGACUCGAGCCGCAUCCACCCCAUCCUCAGCAGCGCGACACUCUUAUUCACCACCAGGUAAAACCAAAUGCCGAACCCGACGAAGCAUCGGAACCAGCGCCAACUCUGCUCGAAGAACGACAAGUCGACGCACUCGGCGAAGGUUGCGCUCCCGGCAUACGGCGAUGUAUCGAAGGUGGAUGCAUGGCCUGUGUCGUGAUGUCGCGAACUGUGUUGGGUUGUGGUCGAGCAAGUGGAUCUCGACCAUUUGCGCGCCGAAUCGAAGCGGUACAGCAAAAAGGCCGCAAGGAUCGACCCGCGCGACACCUUCCAGAGAGUGCGGAAGCUGCGGAUCAAAGCAUUUGACUUUAUAGAGGUCGUCUGUGGUGUUGUCGCCGCAGUGCUUCCCUCUAACUCUACGGCAACUAUGUGCCUUUGAUCGCUGUAAUCGACAUUGAGG
Messenger RNA from Aphanomyces invadans, 774 nucleotides. RefSeq lists its product as hypothetical. Bases 306 to 680 code for a protein of 124 amino acids. Lineage: Eukaryota; Oomycota; Saprolegniomycetes; Saprolegniales; Verrucalvaceae. The transcript has a single exon. The record is from RefSeq and is a predicted model, not a curated record.